Messenger RNA from Rhincodon typus (whale shark), 2218 nucleotides. It is a transcript of the gene katnbl1, whose product is annotated as katanin p80 subunit B-like 1. The coding region runs from base 459 to 1589 and encodes 376 amino acids. The record is from RefSeq and is a predicted model, not a curated record. Lineage: Eukaryota; Metazoa; Chordata; Chondrichthyes; Orectolobiformes; Rhincodontidae. Gene Ontology annotation, cellular component: nucleolus. The transcript is spliced from 12 exons. Gene Ontology annotation, molecular function: microtubule binding.
UCAGAAAAUUCCGCUCACACGUUUUCUAAGUGCUUCUUCCACAAUUACACCACUUGUUUGCUUUGGCCUGCUGUGUUCGUCCAGCUCUGCAACUUGUUUUGCUGACUGUUAUCAUUUAAACCGCAGGAACGCUCCUAUCAGGAUUUGGGGUAGACGUUGCAUUGGCUUCUCGCAUUCUUGGCCCUCCGGCUGGGAGGACUCGGCCAUCCCGGCAUACAGUGGGCCCAAGCGGGCGCAAACCUCCGGCUGGGAGGACUCAGCUAUCCCGGCAUGCCGUGGGCCCGAGCGGGGACAGUCCUCCGACUGGGAGGUUUCAGCUGUCCCGGCAUGCCGAGGGCUUGUUUUGAAUGGCGAAGGUUCAGGGAAAGGGAGAGACGACCGGUGCGGCCCGUUAGCGCCUGAAAGGGGAGAGGAGGGGCAAAUUCUAAUCGCUUGCACUGCCACUGAAAUGUUGUAAAAUGUUCUGGAAGGCAACAUCGCCAAACCACUUCAUUUAUGGCCAAGUCAUAUCAAUAAACAAAGGAUUGCAAGUGAUUAUGGCAUCUAGACAUCAAAAUGUCAAGCAAGGUGUAUUAUUUGGCGUGGAAGAUGAACUCAUUGAAGAAAGACAACUUGCUAAAAGGAUGCGUCCUAAUUGUAAUGAGACUAUGAGAAAGGGUUAUGAUGCAGAAGAGGCCAUUGAACCCAAUGUUUUUAGAUACUUUCCAAUCGACCCGUUUAGAAAUACUAUUACACCUCUAGAGCAGUUGAAAUUUGAACUCAGACCACCUGGCUCAGAGGUUAGGGUCCUGGAAUGCAAAGAGGUGACUCCUAAAGUUAGAAGAUUAUCUACUGGACAAACAAAGAAAACAUUGCACAGAACAUCCAAAACGACGUGUUGUAAAAAGAAGACUAGACUUAGAGCCCAAAGUAUCGUGGGCAACGGGAAACAGCAUCCAAACCUUUGGAGCUGUGACAUGGCAAAUAAAGAAAAUGAAGUAGUCUGUUCAGGAGCUGUACCUAAAUUAUGCAAUGACAAUCGCAGCUCACAGCUGAACUCCAGUGAUUCGUCUGCUUCACAGACUAGUACUUCUGUUACAUAUGCAGAUUAUUUUGCACAGAUUUCUAAGGAUCAUGCUACAAUGACACAAGUACUAUUUGGUAGAAACUUAAGACUGAACGUAGCUCUGACAUUCUGGCAGAAAAGUGCAAGUGAGCUGGUAGCUUAUCUGGUCAGGAUACAUGACAUUGCUGUUACUGCAGAUUGUCUACCAGUGCUUACGAAAAGUCUGGAGGAAGAAAAACAAAGCAUCUCCGUAGGUUGUUGUGUUGACCUCUUACCACUAGCGCAAGAGUUAUUAAGAAGCAGAUAUGAAGAAUAUCUGAUUGUUGGUUUAAACUGGCUCCGAGCUGUCCUUAAGCAAUGGUGGCCAGAGCUAUCUGCAAAUACUGCAAAUAAUGAUGAAACUCGUGUAGCAGAUAGAAACAUUAAGGUUUUGAAAGAUCAGCUACGGCAAUUACGGGAGCAAGGCUUUCAUUUAUCUUCAGUUCCAGGGUAUACUGGAAAAGUAGCUAAGAGUGUGGGAUCCUACCUGGAGCAAUUGUACUAAAUAUCUGCAGUAUCCAGGGAGCUUCAUUUUUCAAGUACUAUCAGCAGUUAAAAGCUGCUUUGCAACAUCAUUUCAACCUCCUUAUUUGUUAAAAUAUUUGGGAGACCAGCACUGCAGAAAGUGAUCAAAGUAGGCUCAGCACAAAAUUGGUUGCAAACUAUGUUCUAAAACCACUAUUGAACCCAAUGAAGCUACUUCACAUUGAAGUGGUUUAUUUGCCAAGUGGCAUAUACUCGACUCUGUGAGCUGAUGAUGUGACACUGUUUUGCAUUCCAGAUUCAUGUAGCCUAACUUGACCAGAAGGUCUGUGUUCUUCAAUACUGUCAGACUAGUGCCAAUCAUCUGCACUGAAAUGCUGCUUCAGUGCUCUUGGACACUAUGAAUGUAUUUUCUGUAUAUUUGAUUCAAGGUUGUAAAGUUUCAUAUGACCGUGCAACGAUAAUAAGUUAUAAUUUCAGUAAAGAAAGCACCAUAAUAGAGCAUGCAGCAGUUUACUAAUAUCAGUAAGGUGACAUUAACAAAAUGUGCAUAGCACUGUAUUCUUUUAAUUGAAACAUUAAAGUAGAUAUUUCUUGUGACUUUGCACUUAAAUAAAAAAUGCUAUGUCUCUACAUAGUACUCACCGAUGA